CCCCAGCGUAUAUAGGAGCGUGCUCCGCGACUAGUUCAGUUCCCAUCGGCGAUCGGCUCCAUAGAGUACAUCACUGCGAAAGCGUAAUACAGCCACCCAGAUCUCUACAGAAGUUCUCUACAAUGGCCCACUUACCAGUUAUAGUUUUUCUCUUUGUCUUGGAAUGUAUAGCCGCAAAAUACGUUUUACCAGAUGUUCCAUGGUAUGCACACGACAUUCCCCAGACGGAAUUUGGUGAGGGCGAAGUGUUCCCAUCUGCCAACUCAGAAAAGCUUAUAACAGCGCAAACAUCGAUGGCUGAGAUAAAACGAUUGUUCGAAAGUGUAGAGCAGAUGUCUGUCCGAUCGGACGAGUCUACAGAUGAAUCUGAGGGUCCAAGGGCUUGGUACAAACCACAGCAGGACGAGACACUUCAUGAUGAAAGGAUUAAGUUGUGCAUCGACCUGAGGGACUGUAACAAAUAUAAAGACGAAUGUGACGACGAUUCUAUAUCCAGUUACAGAAAGAAAUUUCUCAGAAAUAACUGCGCUUACACUUGCAGGCGAUGCAAGGCACCGAGUCCUACCGCAGAUUGUGAGGCUCGCAAUUCAAGGUAUGGAUGUUGUUGGAAUGGACAAGAAGCAUUGGGUCCGCAUGAAAAAGGAUGCUUACCUUGUGAGGACACUUAUCCACGAGCUUGUCGGCUGUUUAAGACCUGCAAUUCUCCGUUCUACAACGCUAGAACCUUUGGAGAAACUCACUGUCCGAAGAAAUGUGGAAAGUGUGGAAAGUGCUUUGAUGAAAGAAUGACCUCCAAUUGCGAGAACUGGGCAGGAAGAGGCUUGUGUACGGGUAUAAGGGGAUGGAAAGCUUACAUGGAAGAGAACUGUAGAAAGACAUGUGGUUUCUGCAAAUCCAGCGAAAGUGCUGUUAGUGUGAGGACCCUCCUUGGGAUAUGACUAGGGUGAUUGGGACCCUCUACUUGCUACAAAGAAAUAAAGCUUUUGUUUGUAAUCAACUCUACAAAAAAAAAUUCAGUUUAGAAACUAAAAAGAAACAUCUUCGUAAUAGAUUUGUAAAAAACUUGCUUGUAGAUAGUUGCUAUAGAUUGUUGUGUAGUUGCCAACUGUCUGAGGCGCCGGCGGUGAAAGCCUCUCAAAUCGUUACAAUUCCAAAGAUAUGAAUUUGAGGGUAUUAUCGAAUGUUGCUGUUUGUCUUGUGUUAAAACUGUAAAAAAAAACCAUAUAAUACACAUGUAGGAAAGGCAAUCAAA
This is a messenger RNA of Pocillopora damicornis (cauliflower coral), 1252 nucleotides long. RefSeq lists its product as uncharacterized. NCBI's taxonomy places the organism in Eukaryota, Metazoa, Cnidaria, Anthozoa, Scleractinia, Pocilloporidae. The record is from RefSeq and is a predicted model, not a curated record.